AGUAGACAGAUAAGGAUUGAGAGCGCUAUGGCUGGCAUAAAAACGCAAAUUCUUAGCUCACACUCAAGACUUCCACCAAUAAAACCUGUGGCAGCAACUGGUCCAGCAAUUGAAAGACCAAUCUAUCAAGAACAAGAUGUACCAAAGGUCUUUGCAUGGGGCAGCGGCAACGUCGGCAACAGGAAAGGAUCCCCUCCCAUGCCAAACAAAGGCUUGUCUAAGUACGUGGCUCAAUUUUGUCAUGUUGUCAAGGUGCCAGAAUUUAGAACUAGUAUCACCUGCCCCUGCGACAAUCGCACCGUUGAACACCAUGUCUCAAGGCAUUCUAUGGUUUGUGAGCACUUCAAGCGCAAGAAGUGGUAACUUUGAAUAUCUACACCCUUUCCGAAAUGUCCAGAUUUGCGAGAAGAGUUGAAUCUCCGCGUUAUAAGCAAGAUUAUUCGAGCAGUGCGAGAAACGUGAAAGUCUAAACCAAACACAACAAAUUUAAGCAUAUAAUCUCUACAACAGAUUAGGACCCCCACUGCGCUGAGCGAUACGCAAACAGUUCCCUUCGCAAUUAUGAGCUUCCGUGGACCCAGUAUCUGCCAACGUCGAAUUUUCGAUCAUCUACCGUUAUGGCAAUAAAGAUGUGAUGGCUGCAUUCAACCUGCGCCGCAUCGUUCAUCACUACGCAACAACUGGUGCUCGUCCAGCGUGGAAC
Umbelopsis ramanniana AG is the source of this 703-nucleotide messenger RNA. RefSeq lists its product as uncharacterized. The record is from RefSeq and is a predicted model, not a curated record. The transcript has a single exon. NCBI's taxonomy places the organism in Eukaryota, Fungi, Mucoromycota, Umbelopsidomycetes, Umbelopsidales, Umbelopsidaceae. The coding region runs from base 28 to 363 and encodes 111 amino acids.